UCUCACACACACCUCACUCUGCUUUCUCUCUCUCUCUCUCUCUCUACAUACAAAGCGGAAAAAAAACCACACCCAAAAGAAAGGCUCACACCACCCACCACCAUUAGCUUAGCCUACUACUCCAUCCUCUCGCUGUCUUCCCCAGCCAACAAAUCGACCUAGCUGGGAACAAGAGAGGGGGCUAGAGACAGAGGAGGGCAGCGCAGCACGCACCACCGAGCUCCGAGCAGAAGCGGCGGCGGCGGAGGAGGAGGAGGCAGAGCAAUCCGCAGGGAGCAGAGGCCGCGCGCGCAGCCAUGGGCAGCGCGCCGGUGCACGGCGCCCUUGUCUUAUUCCUCCUGCUCCUGGUAGGGGCGGCGGCCGAGGAGACGGCGCCGCAAGAACCCACAUUGCCCGCCGCCAGCUCCGGCUCCGGCUCCGGCGCUGCCGGCUCGGCGGCGGCGGUCGGGGUCAACUCCAACUCCGUGCUGGUGGCGCUGCUGGACUCGCACUACACGGAGCUGGCGGAGCUGGUGGAGAAGGCGCUGCUCCUGCAGACGCUGGAGGACGCCGUCGGGAAGCACAACGUCACCAUCUUCGCGCCGCGGAACGAGGCGCUGGAGCGGGACCUGGACCCGGAGUUCAAGCGCUUCCUGCUGGAGCCGCGCAACCUCAAGUCGCUCCAGGCGCUGCUGCUCUACCACGUCCUGCCCUCGCGCCUCCCCUCCGACGCCUGGCCCGCGGCCUCCCACCCCACGCUCUCCGGCGAGGAGGUCGAGCUCGCCGCCGCCGGUACUGGCACCGGCAUGCGUGUCGGCCACGCCGCCGUCACGCGCCCGGACGCUGUGCUUAGGCCUGACGGGGUCAUCCACGGCAUCGAGCGCCUCCUCGUCCCGCGCUCCGUGCAGGAGGACUUCAACCGCCGCCGCAGCCUCGCCGCAAUCUCGGCCGUGCUGCCCACGGGCGCGCCUGAGGUCGACCCCAGGACGCACCGCCUCAAGAAGCCCGCGCCGCCGGUUCUCCCCGGCGCGCCCCCCGUGCUCCCGAUCUGGGACGCCAUGGCGCCUGGCCCCUCCAUCGCCCCCGCGCCCGCGCCUGGCCCCGGCUCCGGGAAGCACCACUUCGACGGGCACAGCCAGGUCAAGGACUUCAUCCAGACGCUGCUCCUCUACGGCGGCUACAACGAGCUCGCCGACAUCCUCGUCAACCUCACCUCCCUCGCCACCGAGAUGGGCCGCCUCGUCUCCGAGGGCUACGUCCUCACCGUGCUCGCCCCCAACGACGAGGCCAUGGCGCGCCUCACCACGGACCAGCUCAGCGAGCCGGGGUCGCCGGAGAACAUCCUCUACUACCACAUGAUCCCGGAGUACCAGACCGAGGAGUCCAUGUACAACGCCGUGCGCCGCUUCGGCAAGGUGCGCUACGACACGCUGCGCCUGCCGCACAAGGUGGUGGCGCGGGAGGCCGACGGCUCCGUCAAGUUCGGCCAGGGCGAGGGCUCCGCCUACCUCUUCGACCCGGACAUCUACACCGACGGCAGGAUCUCCGUGCAGGGCAUUGACGCCGUGCUGUUCGCGCCGGACGACACCAAGGCCACACAGACCGCCGAUCCGAACAGGAAGCCUCCCGCCAUCGUCACCCACAAGAAGAAGAUCAAGCUCCGGCGAGGUAAAUUGUUAGAAGCAACGUGCCAAAUGGCCGGGCUCUUUGGUCAGCGAUCGCGAUUUGCAAGCUGCCAGUAGACGGGGAAAGGAUUGAUCGAUCUCCAUGAUACCGAAAGACGAACGAACUGAAGAUGGGCUGGCGCUGGAGAGGGAGCCGCGUCCACAUUAUUAUUUGUUUUAUUUUCUUUUUUUGUUUAUUAUGAGAAUAAUAAUGAAUGAAUCAGGUGGGGGGAUGUAAACUCGGUGGUUGUUGGUGUGUCCAGAGAAAAAGAAAAGGAGAAAAAGAAAGGCAGAAAAAAAAAAUUGUCCAUACAUGAACAAGCCCAGGGUCGUCGUCUGUGUAUAGGAAGGAAUUAAAACGUUUUUGUUUUUCUGUUUUGUUUUUCUGUCAUUCUUUGCUUUUGUUCCCGUUUUGGCAAUGAGAAUAUCGGGUAAACACAUAAUCAUUCUUAUUAUUCUUUUUACUUCUUA
Messenger RNA from Sorghum bicolor (sorghum), 2114 nucleotides. Its product is annotated as fasciclin-like arabinogalactan protein 16. The record is from RefSeq and is a predicted model, not a curated record. The transcript has 2 exons. Bases 297 to 1721 code for a protein of 474 amino acids. NCBI's taxonomy places the organism in Eukaryota, Viridiplantae, Streptophyta, Magnoliopsida, Poales, Poaceae.